AUGGGUUGCAGUCACAAUCUUGUGUGUGGCCAUAGACUUCACCUUUUAGCCAUUUAUUUUCUCUUUCUCCUAAUUUCGAGCUCAUCACAGAUAAGAAUAUUCAGAGGCGCAGAAGGUAGAAAGUUAGUACAGAGGAUCGACAAUUCCCAGACAAUAAGCGAAGAGAAGGCAUCACAAAUCGGUUCAAGGCCGCCACGGUGCAAGAGGAGGUGCAGUUCUUGUGAGCAAUGUGAAGCCAUUCAGGUGCCCACAAACCCUCAAACAAGAAACGAAAUCAAGAAUUCCAUCGCGGCUUCAACCAUUCGCUAUGCUAGAUCAGAUGAUAAUUCCAACUACAAGCCCAUGAGCUGGAAAUGCAAAUGUGGAAGCCUCAUUUUCAACCCGUAA
Molecule: messenger RNA, 387 nt
Organism: Fraxinus pennsylvanica
Lineage: Eukaryota; Viridiplantae; Streptophyta; Magnoliopsida; Lamiales; Oleaceae
Source: the annotation of a GenBank genome assembly